AUUUUACGCAUUGGCGCCCUUUACGCAUUUUUCUCUCCCCUAUAGCUUCCUUAAAGUCAGGCACAAUUGAGAUAGAGAAAGAGUGCGUGUCUUAUAGUUAGGUUUCCUUUCUAUUCUUUCGUUAUUUUUUUCUUGACAGGUUCUGAGGAGGCUUGCCUGCUUCACCGUUGGAAGUUUGGAACGACAACCAAAGUGUUUGGCACAGAGGUGUUGGAUUUUGGAAUCUAUAAAUUUGAACUUAACAAGUCGAUUCGUGGAAAGUGAUGGAGGUAUAUGGCAAAUCUAUGGUGGUUGGACCCACAAAAGUUAUUUUUCUGUCAACCAUGCUAGGCCGAGACGGGCCAGUAUCAGUCCACAAAUGUGACUGGAAAUGUGAAAAUGAACAUGUUUUUGGAAAUAUGUACCGGUGCAAACUAACAGGACUGACUCACAUAUGUGACAAAAACUGUAACCAGAGAAUUUUGUACGAUAAUCAUAGCUCCCUUUGCAGAGCAAGUGGGCAAAUUUUCCCCCUUACACCCAUGGAGCAACAGGCAGUUAGAGGCGUCCGGAGGAAGCCUGAGGAAGAGAGUUCCCCCACUGAUAGCUGUGCUUUUAAGCGUAGACGGGAUGCACGGUUCCAUCCUUCUCCUUUUGAGAAGUCCUUCUCUGCUGUCAGGCCAAUCUGCAGCCAAGUUGGAGAUGGCAUGGAUUUGAGCUAGAUUUAUAAUAUAACUGACAAGACUUCUAUCAUUUUGCUUAAUCAUUUUCCUUCAAAUUGUUUCUUCUCUUUUCAUGAGACAGUUACGGACAAUAGAAUCUAAUUUGCGUAGCUCAAUGAUGGAUCAGAUGUGUCCUACGGAACUUUAUAUAUAUCUAGUCUGAUUUAAUGCAAUUUAGCUCUUUCAGUACUUUCACUAUUGAAUAGGGAUGUCAAACAGCCUCUGUUCACUUGUUUAACUUAAAAUGAAUUUUGUUUCUUUUUCUGCUGGUUGGAGAUUUGAACUAUAAUGGCUAGAGGCAGCUUUCAAGUCUUUUUUGAGACUUGAAUCAUGGUUUUGCUUCGAAAUUGCUGUGAUGAUUCUUGUGGUGUACUUAUAUUUGACUUUUUUCCUACCUUUCUAUGAUUACUUUUUAGUGGUUCUUCUUCUUUUAGUAAAUUGUAUUGUAGAAACUUAAUUUGUAUUCAGAUGUAUUAUAUUUAACUAUGAGAUUACCUUUAUAUUGACGCUCUGAUAUAAAUAAUUCUCUAUAGUUGGUAGAUCCAUCUACAAAGUUUCUCAAAUUCUGUAUUCUGGUGGAAUGCUUUUAUCAUUUACGAAAGCUUAACUUAGUUAUGUUGCCUUUUAUCAUUUACGAAAGCUUAACUUAGUUAUGUUGCCUUACUUUGCCCUGCAGAGGAAUGAUCUGGUUUAUACCCCAUAUUUCAUUUUUGUUCUUUUUGUUAGUUUUUGCUUCACUUUUUUUUUAUUCUGAAGUGAUUGUUAAUUUUGCAGGUUUCAAGAGUGUACCAUACCGGAGCGAUUAAGAAAUGUUUGUUGCUUCAAUGGAUCAAUUUUUCUGUUUUAAAAGUUCCAUGAGUCAUAAAACCUAGUAUUUUUUGUAUGAUUAUUAUUCCUAUGUCAUGUAGGGAAUCGCGCCCUAUUUCUUGGAGACAAAACUGCACUAGGUAAUCCUGCCCUUUUUAUGGGAGACAAACUGAACCAGGUAAUGCUGAUGAACUGAAGACAAUGGUAUCAUGUCUGACCAAUUCAAGCAUGUGGAUAAGGAAGUAUAAUGUGGAAUCAUAUGGGGUUGAGCUACCAGACUUAAAAGCCAAUAUUGUUAAUGACAUUUGAGGCAUUUAGGUUGGACUGGUACAGUUGCAGUGGAGAGUUUGCCAACCCAAAGACAUGCCACAUUCAUUGUAUAUGACAAUUUUUAGGAGGGCAUGUCCAAGGUCUUAUAGCUAUGCUUUCGAUGAUUUGACGAGCACUUUUACAUGCUAGGCUAAUGAUCAUGCCAUUAUUUUCUUUUCUAGUGUUGACGGUACAAUUUCUAACCUUAUACUUACAAACUCACCCGCUUGAAAUGAUUUCAUGUACUGCCACUCCCACCAUAGAACUUGAAAUUCCAGAAUAAUUCGUGAUGCAGGAUGAAAAAACUGUAGGAUGCACUUGUAGCUCCAAUUCAAGAGUAGAGCGGUGGGGAUGUUGUGGGGAUGUUUUCUUCGUAAAUCAUCCUCCUCCCCCUUCCAAUGCCCAUUUUUACACUCAUAUUGAAGUUGCUUUUGUGAA
Messenger RNA from Carya illinoinensis, 2255 nucleotides. RefSeq lists its product as uncharacterized. Lineage: Eukaryota; Viridiplantae; Streptophyta; Magnoliopsida; Fagales; Juglandaceae. Bases 264 to 701 code for a protein of 145 amino acids. The transcript has 3 exons. The record is from RefSeq and is a predicted model, not a curated record.